This is a messenger RNA of Fusarium sp. VM40, 1053 nucleotides long. Lineage: Eukaryota; Fungi; Ascomycota; Sordariomycetes; Hypocreales; Nectriaceae. The record is from the annotation of a GenBank genome assembly.
AUGACUCAAGUGAAAGAGUCUCAGCCAGGACAAGCGGCGACCGACAUCUCUGGUCUUCUCCCUCCCCAGCACUGGGUAGAGGUAGCUGAGGAAUUGGCUGCGGCGGAUGAUGCGGAUUCCGCUCUCGGUAAUGAUGCACCGGAAUCAACUGCCUCUAUCACCUCCAGUAUUCUCCAGUACAGGAACAUCAGUGGGAGGUCUUAUCAUCACGAUAUAGGAAAUGCGCAGUACUGGGGAACAAACGACGAGCAGCAGAAUGAGUCUAUGGAUAUCAACCAUCACGUCUUGACAUUGGUUUUGGAUGGUGCACUAUUUCUUGCGCCUAUUUCGAAGGAUAUCAAGAAUGCUGUCGAUAUAGGCACCGGAACGGGUAUUUGGGCCAUUGACUUCGCAGACAGCUUCCCCGAUACUCAAGUCAUCGGCACCGACGUCUCCCCAAUCCAACCUGGCUGGAUUCCUGCGAACUUGCGAUUCGAGAUUGAAGACUGUACCCAAGAGUGGACUUUUGCGCCCAACUCACAGGACUACAUCCACUUCCGCUGGCUGGUCGGUAGCAUCGUCGACUGGGAGCAGCUUUUCAAGGAGGCGUAUAGGUGCCUGAAGCCAGGCGGCUAUAUCGAGAGCCACGAAGCCCUUUCGAGAAUGGAUUGCGAUGACGGAAGCAUCACGGAGAACAGCGCCAUGCAUCAGUGGGGAAAAUUCUUUGUCGAAGGCGGUAAGAAGAUCGGCCGUUCGUUUACGAUCGUAGAAGACGGUGUACAAAGAAGUGCGAUGGAGAAGGCUGGCUUUGUUAAUCUCGAAGAAAAGAACUUCAAGGUUCCGAUUGGAGGCUGGCCGAAGGAUUCUAAGAUGAAGGAGAUUGGCAGGUAUGCCCAAGCCACACUGGAGCAGGAUAUCGAAGGUUAUGUGCUUUUCAUGGCGAACACGGUAGAAGGCUGGACGAAGGAGGAGGUGGAGGUCUAUAUCUCGAUGCUUCGUCGAGAGUUGCGACAGAGGAAGAUGCAUCCUUAUUAUCACCAGAAAGCUGUCUGGGCGCAGAAGCCGAUGGAUUGA